Marasmius oreades (fairy-ring Marasmius) is the source of this 1967-nucleotide messenger RNA. RefSeq lists its product as uncharacterized. Gene Ontology annotation, molecular function: chondroitin hydrolase activity. The transcript is spliced from 8 exons. The coding region runs from base 588 to 1850 and encodes 420 amino acids. Gene Ontology annotation, biological process: polysaccharide catabolic process. The record is from RefSeq and is a predicted model, not a curated record. Lineage: Eukaryota; Fungi; Basidiomycota; Agaricomycetes; Agaricales; Marasmiaceae.
CCUGCCAGUACUUCAGUCUCAGUGGGCCGCUUUGGUCUAACCCAGAAGCUUCAAGCAUCAUCAUUCCUAUGCUCAGGCAAGGCCAUGUCAAGGUGCUUGUUAUCCCAGGCGUUUUGGAUUGUGCCUCAGGGCGGGUUAUAAUUAGUGGAUGUCUGGACCUGGAAGGAGGGAUGCAGAUACGAGGGAUACGAAAACGUGCUCCCGGGCUGAAGCACUGAUGUGCCAAUAACACCCAUGAUGUGGCGGCAUUCCUACAUUCUCUAAAUCCAUCCGCACACAUCCCAACCAGUCCAUUCUACUCUAGAAAUGUGUUGGGGAAUAAGGUAUCUGGGGAUGAAAGGCGGCCACAUUGACUCAAUCAAAAAUACCGCGUGGCAUUUUGCAGCAGUCAACAACUUCAGUAACCUCGAGGUAUAGAUCCGCUACAGAACCACGAGGAGUGGCCUCGUUUUACGUUCAUCUACUUGGAGAACAAGGGUGGUACAAUGUGAGUUACCUCUCAACCUGAAACCUGAACGCAUGUUUCGACGGUUGAAUUCAUAUUCGCGACCGAUUUAGCUUGUGCCAAGUUACGCUUCCCCCUUGCAAUGGCUAUAAAAGGCCUUCACUCCCUCCCUACACCCUCACUUCCCGCCAUGGCACCGAUUGGCACUGUAUCUACCAUGUUCAUCCUGCUGAACUUCAUCAGCCAAGCUAUUGCCGUACCCUCAGAGCUAUAUUCCCCCCUCGUCCCUCAGAAACUCUUACGUACCUUUAACUCGCUUCCCAAACCUAUCCAGUACCCCCAAUAUACCGACAGCUCACGGCCUGGGAAAUGGGCCUUUUUCGUACCUGAUACCUGGACAUCAGCUUUCUUUCCCACUACUCUAUACGAAAUGGACAGACGACGAACUCUCUGCAAGACUUUGAACGCGUCUGGAGUCGAUGUUGACUGGCUCCAGCUGGGUAGGAGUGCAAGUCAAGGGCUCGUCAGUCUCCCUGGACAUAAUACCCAAGGGCACGAUGUUGGGUUUUUGAGUUUUCCAUUCGUAGAGGAAUUGAAGAGAAACCCAGGCAACCAAACUGCAAUUAACACUGUAAACGGAUUCGCUCGAGACCUCGCAAAACGGUUCAUCCCAGCAGCUGGAGUUACUAGGAGUUGGGAUAACGAUAACCAAACUGUUGUCCGCGUCAUUAUCGACAAUAUGAUGAACCUCGAUGUGCUGUUCAGUUCUGCCGAGCUCACGGGUAACCAAACUUUGGUCCAAAUCGCGAAGACACAUGCGGAUACGACUAUCAAGAAUCAUAUCCGAGCGGAUGGAUCCACAUGGCAUGUAGUUGAGUACGAUGCAGACACUGGUGCUGUUCUGUCGAAGCAUACCGCGCAAGGCUUUUCUGAUGAUAGCACGUGGUCCAGAGGCCAGGCAUGGGGUAUUUACGGUUAUGCUCAGAUGUACAGCAGAACUGGGAACCCAACCUAUCUCGAAACGUCUCGUCGCCUUGCCACGUACUUUUUAUCACACAUCCCCUCGGAUGGGAUAGUUCCUUGGGACUUUGAUGCGCCCCUCAAGGAUCCCAAAGUCCCUGGAGGAGUGAGACCCGCUGAUUCGUCUGCGGCGACUAUAGCGACGAAUGGGCUUUUACUUUUGGGCAGCUUAGAUGAGGAAGACGCGGACAAGUGGACGUCUGCGGCCCUUGAGAUCCUCGAUCAUAUCACCGAACUUGCGUGGAAGCCUGAGUGGGAUAGUCUCCUUUCCAACGGGACUGUGAACUGGCCGUCGAAUAAUUAUUUGACUGGGACCGUUUACGGUGACCAUUACUUCGUCAAGGUGGGGAAUGAUCUUCUUGAGAGAGGAUUGGCUCAUUGCUAGAGGUUGGCGUUGGGGCUUUUCAAGUGGCUCGUUUUACGAUUUUUUCUGCUUCAAGUAUGAAGUAUAUACCCUUACGAGCUUUCUAUCAUGGAUAACGCUUUAACAUAUGUCACUCAG